AUGGAUCAAGAAAAGAAGUAUUCUGGCGAGUUCAUUCGCGAGUCGGCCCCCAAUGACGAUAUCCAACAUGGCGACAUGACCGACAACUCGGAUGACUUGCAGCGUCAUCUGGGCAAUCGCCAAAUCCAGCUCAUUGCCAUUGGUGGCUCCAUAGGUACUGCCUUGUUCGUGUCCAUCGGUGGUGCCCUCAAUUCUGGCGGCCCCCUCGGUAUACUCAUCGCCUACGCUGGAUAUUCGUGUGUCAUUGCCCUCGUAAACAACGCCAUGGCUGAAAUGGCCAGCUUCAUGCCCGUCUCCGGAGGUUUCAUCCGCAUGGCUGGACACUGGGUCGACGAAGCCCUCGGCUUCAUGGCCGGCUGGAACUUCUUCUUCUACGAAGCCCUGCUGAUUCCCUUUGAGAUUACGGCUCUUAAUGUUGUGCUAAAAUUUUGGAGAGAUGACAUUCCAGUUGCUGCUGUCUGUGCCGCAGUCAUUGUCCUCUACGCUGCUUGCAACGUCUUGGCUGUCAAGGCCUAUGGUGAAGCCGAGUUUUGGCUGUCAGGUGGCAAGGUUUUCCUUAUCUUGAUUCUCUACCUCUUCACCUUCAUUACCAUGGUCGGUGGCAAUCCUCAGCAUGAUGCCUAUGGUUUCCGCUACUGGCGUGACCCUGGCGUCAUCCCUGGCGCCACCGCCCUCGAUCGUUUUGAAGGAUUCCUCGCUGCUCUGUGGGCUGCCUCUUUCUGUAUUGUUGGCCCUGAGUACAUCUCCAUGGUAUCUGGUGAGGCCAAGCGCCCUCGUGUCUACAUCAAGUCGGCGUUCAAGACGGUUUACUUCCGAUUCGGUGCCUUCUUCAUCCUCGGUGCCCUUUGCGUUGGUGUCGUUGUAGCCUACAACGACCCGCAGCUCGAGUCGGUAGUCAAGUCUGGCGAGAAGAGCGCGGCUGCCUCUCCCUACGUCAUUGCUAUGAGCAACCUCAAGAUCAACGGUCUUCCUCACCUUGUCAACGCCCUCUUGAUCACGAGUAUCUUCUCUGCCGGAAACACAUACACCUACUGCGCCACUCGCAGCUUGUACUCGCUCGCUAUCGAGGGUCGUGCCCCCAAGAUCUUCCGCAAGUGCACGAAGAAUGGUGUCCCCAUCUACUGCUUCCUCGUUGUUAUGAUCUUCCCCUUCUUGUCCUUCCUGCAACUGUCGGACAACUCAGCAAAGGUUCUGAAAUGGCUCGUCAACAUCAUUACCGCUGGAGGUUUGAUCAACUUCAUUGUCAUGUGCGGCACCUACCUUGCCUUUUACAAGGCAUGCAAGGUCCAAGGACUCGACCGCAAGACGCUCCCAUACUGCGGUUACUUCCAGCCCUACGGAACCUGGUUCGCUCUCUGCUUCGAGAUCUGCGUUGUCUUUGUCUAUGGCUACAGUACCUUCAAGCCCGGCAACUUCACUGCCGAGACCUUCCUUACCUACUACACUAUGGUCAUGGUAGCUCCGGUUCUGUUCAUCUUCUGGAAGGUGGUCAAGAAGACCAAGUGGCUAGCACCGCACGAGGUUGACCUUGUUUGGGAUGCUCCUCUCAUUGACGCCUACGAGGCCUCUUUCAUCACCCCACCUGUCAGCUUCUGGACGGAGAUGCUUCAGCUCAUUGGCCUGAAGCGCAAUGUUCCUGUUGACAAGCGUGCUGUCUAA
Molecule: messenger RNA, 1659 nt
Organism: Bipolaris zeicola 26-R-13
Lineage: Eukaryota; Fungi; Ascomycota; Dothideomycetes; Pleosporales; Pleosporaceae
Exons: 3
Coding region: 1-1659 (552 amino acids)
Biological process (GO): amino acid transmembrane transport
Cellular component (GO): membrane
Molecular function (GO): amino acid transmembrane transporter activity
Source: RefSeq, a predicted model, not a curated record